Nylanderia fulva is the source of this 5420-nucleotide messenger RNA. Lineage: Eukaryota; Metazoa; Arthropoda; Insecta; Hymenoptera; Formicidae. The record is from RefSeq and is a predicted model, not a curated record.
CCAGUCCGUAGUCAGUCAGCGCUGGACCGCCGCCCGCUCGAUUUCGCGAUCCACGAACGACGGGAAAAGUGGUGAACCAGGGGUUGGUGCACGAUACGCGGAUGGUCUACGGAUGGUUUCGGUGUAGGUCGGUCCAGUAUCACCGAGAGAUCGAAAAUUAUAUCUAUUCGAAUUCAAUAUAAUAAUACCGACAAAGAGGAUGUAGACAAUAAUACGGAAGUAUUAAUAUUCACCCGCCAAUACAUCGAGACGCGAAUCGUCAGUUUCGAUUGUUUUACAAUAGCGAAUAAUACGGAUGUGUUGGGAUAAAUGAGAGAGUUCUGUACAAUUUUACGUAAUCCCUGUCAAUCGUACUCUCAGCAAUUUGACGAAUGUGUUAUUAUUUCGUUCUGUCAUCAGUUUCAUAAAUGCACAGAUGCCGUGAGCUUCGAAUAGAAUGACGACGAUCGCGACAAUUGCGUCACUGAUGACGACGAGCGGGUUGUUGGCGAACACAAUGAGGUAGUGAUUGUCAGGACACGUUCCGAUUGGAUAACCGCAAGUGUUGUUAAAAGGAGGUAGACUAUCCUAGGUAGCUGUCCUGGGAAAAGAUAGUUCAAGGAUACUGUCUCGGUGUUUUCGAUCGCUUGACUUUUUGGGGACCAACUGAUCGCAGCCAAGGCGAAGAGAACUGGAGGCCACACGGAUAAUCGCACAUUCCCGAAGGACGCAGAUGCCCCGAAGGAAACAGCACGCACCGCAACGCAUGAAAUUUUACAACUCCGUUGCUGCGCACCGCAUCGGUAAGUAGUGGUCUCCGAUCGUUUGAAAAGCGAGCGGCUCGGGGCCGCCGCACCGGACGGGAGAUAUGCGCAGCAAGCAACAGCCCAGGCCUUCUUUCCGAUGGCCACAGCAACGCGGUGAUAAUCUUACCGGGGAGGACGGCGUCGAAGGCUCUGCGCCCGGUACGGACCUCCAAGGCGAGGAGGGCGAUUGCGUCGACGAAGAUGGCCCUAUUAGUCCCAGCGAAAGGGGCUGUGCGCCCGUUGCAAAGGAGGACGAAGAUGCCGAUGGAACGGAUGAAGAGGACGACGAGGAGGCAUCGCCACCUACGCCACCGCCUUCUGCCACCUCGAGAUUAAAUCCAACCAUCUUGAGAGACACGGGACCUCCGGAUAGGGAGCCAAUGAGUCCGCGCUGUCCCUCGAGAGAUUCUCGGGAAUCGUCCGGUCCAGCGACCGGAAGUCCCCCACCACCUGCUACCAGGAGCAGCGCGAGCCCAGUCAGUCCAAAUAGUAUCGUGCCUCUACCCCUUGGAACUCACCCCCUGCUACCACCCCAUUCUGCAGCGGUCAUGGCGGCGUAUCUGCAACAGACUCAUCAGCGUCUCCUUCUCGGCCACUCGCCUUUAUCGCGCGGCUCGGUGUCACCUCUGGUUUCCUCGUCGUGUUCGCCACCAGCUGCUACCCCUGGUCUCUUGGUAUCGCCUACCAGCGUCGGGGACAUCUCGCCGUCAGCGACACCCUUGCCGGCUGUGCUGGACUUUAGCACAAGGAAAGCGUCCUCGACCGAGGAGGAUGAGGAAGAACAGAUAUUAAAUCUCAGCAAACCGCCUACGCCGUCUUCCUCGACGGAGACGAACAAUGGUCCGUUGGAUCUUUCAGUACCCAGUAGGAAACGACCCGAGACGGAAAAUCCAUCACCUCCACCACCGCGCAAGUCAUCGAGAUUGACUUCUUCGACGAGUUCCACGAGCCAUCAAGAAACAGCGCCGGGGAUCGCACCAUCCGGCUAUGGCCGACCACCCGUAGUGUCCCCCUGGACAUCUCCAGUGGUGGCUUCACAUUUCCCGUACUUUGCUGCAGCGGUAGCAGCAGUUACUAGUCAGCAGCAGCUUUCACCGAAGAGCACUAGCAGCGUAGUGGAUCAUCAUCAGCUUUGGAACGGGAAGAUGAAACCACCAACAGCGCUGGAAAAGCCGUAUCAGCCUAGCGAAGCUACAAAGGCGCUCGAAAAAAUGAGCGAGUUGAGUAAACUCGGCGGUGAGGACCUCUUCAGAUCAUCUUCCGGAGGCGGUGCUGCCGUAACGGGUGCCAGUGCGCCGGCCACAACGUCCAGCAGUCGUCACAGCGCCUGGCAGUCUCAUUGGUUGAACAAAGGAGCCGAUCAAGCCAAGGACGUUCUAAAAUGCGUAUGGUGCAAGCAGAGUUUCCCAACUCUCGCAGCGAUGACGACGCACAUGAAGGAAGCGAAGCAUUGCGGCGUCAAUAUGCCGGUACCACCUCCGGGUCCGGGAAUUCACUCGCAGCAAACGAGCAUGCCAACCAUCCCGCCGCCUCAGCAAUCACAUCAACCGCAAACUUCCAGCAGUAACACUGGUAGCAAUAGCUCGGCUACACCUAGCAGCAAGCAAACUCCAUCCGAUUUGAAUCUUCUGAUCAAAGAAACGAUGCCACUGCCGCGGAAGCUCGUGCGAGGUCAGGACGUCUGGUUAGGCAAGGGUGCCGAGCAAACGCGGCAGAUACUCAAAUGCAUGUGGUGCGGGCAGAGCUUCCGCUCGCUAGCCGAAAUGACUUCGCAUAUGCAACAGACGCAGCAUUAUACAAAUAUUAUUUCUCAAGAGCAAAUAAUAUCCUGGAAAUCGUCCGACGAGAGCAAGAGCGGUAACGCUACUGGCGCUGCUGGAGGUGGCGCGAGUGCCGGUGGAGGAAGCAACGCGGGAGUACAACCGGGUGGAGGAUCCGGGCCUCACGGCGGAAACAACGGUGGUCCCGGCGCUGGCGCGACGAGCAGUCAUGUUAGCGCUGUGCUGACUUGCAAGGUUUGCGAUCAAGCGUUCACCUCUCUGAAGGAGUUGAGUAAUCACAUGGUGAAGAAUUCGCAUUACAAGGAACACAUAAUGCGCUCGAUUACCGAGAGCGGGGGACGUCGGCGGCAAACGCGCGAGAAACGAAAAAAGUCACUGCCCGUGAGGAAGCUGCUGGAACUGGAACGCGCGCAAAAUGAAUUUAAGAACGGCGAUGCUGCCGCCAGUCUGACUCAUGGCCUUGGCAAGCAAGCUAGUAGAAUUACGUGCGAGAAAUGCGGGGAGAAGAUCGAAACUCCGCUCUUUGUGGAGCAUAUACGUCAAUGCAUCGGCGGAGGCACGGUGGGCGUCAAUCAGCGAAACUUUUUGAAGAACGCGCUCAUGUCAAAUCAUUUACCUGCAACGUUACCGCCAACCGAGAGCGGACGUAAGAGCGUCAACGAGGAAACGUCUUCGAUAUCAUCGAGGCAUCAUCGAUCUCCAUCCUCUGCCAGCGACGCGACCACGCCUGGAAAAGAUACUCCUACACCGAACGCCAACGAGAGCACCGCUCCAAUGGGUACUUCGCCAUCGGUUUUGAACGCGAUAGAGAAGCUCAUCGAGAAGAGUUUCGAUUCUCGCGUGAGACACGGCACACCCGGUAUGCAUCACGCUCAACCUGGCGCACCUAUAGGUACGAGCAUUCUUAAGCGCUUAGGCAUCGACGAGAGCGUGGAUUACACGAAACCUCUGGUGGAUCCGCAAACGAUGAAUCUGCUUCGAACUUAUCAACAGCAGCAUCAGCAACAGCAUUACAACGCGAACGCCGCAGCGAGAAGGGAACGAAGCGGUAGCGAGUCCAGUUCAAUAUCAGAGCGAGGAAGCGGCAGAACGGAUACCAUGACACCAGAAAGACGCAUGGAUCUGUCCGCCUCGAGUCACGAAAGGCACUCGAGUUCUCUGUCUUCUCAUCAUCAUCGUGUCACUCCAGAGAAACAGACUGCGCCGUUACCUAGUCGCCAUCAUCAAAUUACAGAAGAAUCCGGAGACGAGGAAUCGUCUACCGUGGUGGUGAAGAAAGAGCCGAGGGAUGAAGAGACAGAGGAGCGAGGCGCGAACGAAGAGGAGCAACAACAAUCUCAAUCGACGAGGGAAGUGUUUGUGAAGAAGGAGAUAGUGGACGACUGCAGAGACGAGGAGGAUCAGAGUUCCUACAACCACCGACGAAGUAGCCACGAAACGCCGGAGGACGGACGAGAGGUUCUGUCACCUCGUAUGAAUCCACCUACGCCAAGGCCGACCAACCAGGUGGAACAGAUCGCGCGUAGUCCCUGUAGAAACAGCACGAGUAGUCCUACCAGCAGCGAUCGAUCGGUCACUCCGCGGGGUACGCCCGACACUAAAACGUCGAGUAGUCUUGGAGCUCUUUCCUCCAUGUUCGACAGCCUGUCCGGUGGCGGGGGCGGCGGAGGCGGUGGAAGCAACGUCGACUCGCAGGGACGCAAAACGAGCAGCCAUCCGCUCGCAGCGUUACAGAAAUUGUGCGACAAGACGGAAACGCGAGGUCCGAGCGCCAGCGGCGCUUCGAGAUCCGGGGGUAGUUCCACAGCUACCAUCGGUCCAGGCAGCGGUAGCACGGUGGGAGGAGUAUCCGGUCCGGGUCCCGGACCAACGCCGGGUGCCAUUUUGGCAUUCAGCUGGGCCUGCAACGAUGCGGUGGUUACCGCAGAUUCGAUAAUGAAAUGCGCAUUCUGCGAUACACCCUUUAUCUCGAAGGGCGCGUACAGGCAUCACCUCUCCAAGAUGCACUUUGUCAAGGACGGCGUCAUCCCGGAUCCAUUGACCAUCGGCAGGUCGGCCGCGGCGGCUGCGGCCGCCGCUGCAGUCUCCCAGGGCACUUCCGGUGGGCCGAGUCGCAACUCCUCGUCGCCGCCGACGUCGCAACGCAACAAGUCGCCGCCGCUUCCGCAAGCGAACGGUAGCCCGUCGCAGUCAGCGGCCUCUCCCCUCGAGGAAAGCCCGCACUCCAAAUUUCUCAAGUAUACGGAGCUGGCAAAGCAAUUGUCCAGUAAGUACGUAUAGUCCGAGCCCCGUAAGUAGCGGUGCCACUUGUACAUAAGUGUAUCUAUAUUGUAACGACUGUAAAACUAGCGAUGGUUGAAAAUUUUCAUCCCCUACUCCCUUCCCCCCUCUUUUUCCCCGCGAACACCGCCGCGCCGAACGACGUUGUCGCGCAUCCGACGUCCUCGGGUUUAUGCUUAAAGAGGCUGUGUCGUGGCUAUACCGGUAAGUGGAAAAGAAAUCGUACGAGAGAGAUUGUGAACGUAUAGAAGAUCGUUUCCGAUUAUUACGUUUGGAUUUGAGAUCAAUCGCAUUCUCUCCGUGUAAUAUGAGAUUAAUCGUAUCCUAAUAUUUAUAUUUUCAUCGCCAAUAUUUCUUGUGAUCGUAUGACACAAAAUGUGUAUUCGUAUUUAAAAAAAUCAAGAAUCAGAAACCAAUAUAAAUUCACAGAUUUUAGAUUUCGAUUGCCCCAAGCACGCAAAAAUAAUUUCUGUUUGUGACAAAUAAAAUUUCUAUUUGUGGAAGGUGACAAAUGGCGCAAAAUCUUUUUUCGCGAAUUUGUAGCGUUAAAAGUUGAAAUUAUAUAAUUUAAUUA